UUCUCCAAGCGGGUUGCUGGUGCUGUUACAGAGCUCAUCCAAUCAGCAGAAGCAAUGAAAGGGACAGAGUGGGUGGAUCCAGAAGACCCAACAGUCAUUGCAGAGACAGAGUUACUAGGGGCUGCAGCAUCAAUUGAGGCUGCAGCAAAGAAGUUAGAGCAGCUGAAACCAAGAGCCAAGCCAAAGCAAGCAGAUGAGACUCUGGAUUUCGAAGAACAGAUCCUGGAAGCAGCUAAAUCCAUUGCAGCUGCUACCAGUGCCCUUGUGAAGUCCGCUUCAGCAGCCCAGAGAGAACUGGUGGCACAGGGAAAGGUUGGAGCCAUCCCUGCAAAUGCAGCUGAUGAUGGACAGUGGUCGCAGGGACUUAUUUCCGCUGCCCGAAUGGUGGCAGCUGCAACCAGCAAUCUCUGUGAAGCAGCAAAUGCCUCGGUACAAGGCCACGCUAGUGAGGAGAAGCUCAUCUCAUCUGCCAAACAAGUGGCAGCUUCUACAGCGCAGUUGCUUGUGGCUUGCAAAGUGAAGGCUGAUCAUGACUCUGAAGCCAUGAGGAGGCUACAGGCUGCAGGAAAUGCUGUGAAGCGAGCAUCAGACAAUCUUGUGAGGGCGGCCCAGAAAGCAGCAUUUGGGAAAGCAGAGGAUGACGACGUUGUGGUUAAAACAAAGUUUGUGGGCGGCAUUGCUCAGAUCAUUGCAGCCCAAGAAGAAAUGCUGAAGAAGGAAAGAGAGUUGGAAGAGGCAAGGAAAAAACUGGCCCAGAUCCGUCAACAGCAAUACAAAUUUCUACCUACAGAGCUGAGAGAAGAUGAGGGUUAACCUGCUGAGAUUGUCUUUUUUUUUUUUUCCCUUUCUUUUUUUUUUUUUUCUCUUAAAGAAAUAAGCUAAAGGGGGGACAGUACAGUGAGAACUGCUUUGACAACAUUCUGGUAUGCCAAGCACUUACCUAAAUAAACUGCCUGUCAUAGCUUUGGAUGAGCAGAGGGCAAUAAACACUUGUUCUUUCUCAUCUGGUCAGCUGAGGUGCAUGAUGAUCAAAUAAUGGUACAGUGUUAGGUUCAUCAUUUCUGUUUCUUCCUCGACUUAUAUCUCAGGAGAGAAUGUUUCACUUUUUGUUAAAGAUACUAAGUCAGUAUUAUUG
Molecule: messenger RNA, 1135 nt
Organism: Cariama cristata (Red-legged seriema)
Lineage: Eukaryota; Metazoa; Chordata; Aves; Cariamiformes; Cariamidae
Product: talin-2-like
Exons: 7
Coding region: 55-813 (252 amino acids)
Biological process (GO): cell-cell adhesion
Cellular component (GO): focal adhesion; plasma membrane
Molecular function (GO): actin binding; integrin binding
Source: RefSeq, a predicted model, not a curated record